UCUAUUAAUGGAUUUUAAUAGUUUAUAGAUUUUAUAGAGUGUUUAACAUUUUUAUCAAGUAAUAAUUAGCCAAAAUGUCAGCCCCUUUUACUACGUCUUCCUCAUCUUAUUUAAGCUCCUGUGAGUGUACCUCACCUGCUAGAAACCUGAGAACUCAAAAGGGUAAAAUCAGUGGAGUAUAGGCUAAGGAAUACAUUUAAGAUUAGCUCUCUGAAUUAGGUUUGUGGUGUAAGUAUGAUCAGUGGGAAGAAUAGCUUGAGGUACUGUGUGGAGAGGGAGAUUCUGGACGAAGAGAAGCUGGAGAAGGUAGCUAGGAGAUUGGAACCUUCAGAAAUUCAUAUUCCUUUGUCUCAUCGCCUGAAAAACUCACUGAGAUGUUCUAUUCCCAGACUGAAGCGAAGAGUAACAGGUUGUUUACCUGUGCUUUACUGGUUACCACGUUAUUCCAUCCGGGAUUAUGGCAUACCAGACCUCAUCUCUGGCAUCAGUGUGGGCAUCAUGCACUUGCCACAAGGAAUGGCAUAUGCAUUGUUGGCUUCACUGCCACCAGUGUUUGGACUGUACAGCUCUUUUUAUCCUCCAUUAGUUUAUUUUUUCUUUGGGUCCUCCAGACACAUUUCUGUAGGCACAUUUACGAUUCUCAGUGUUAUGGUGGGUAGCGUUAUUGAGAGAUUGGCUCCUGAUUCCAAUUUUCUCAUCUUCAAUGGCACUAAUGUGACAGAGGAGGUGAAUGUCACUGCUAGAGAUCUUUAUAGAGUACAAGUUGCUGCAGCCACUGCAGUGUUAGGAGGACUUAUUCAGGUGGUCCUGGGGUUGGCACAGUUUGGGUUUGUGGGUACAUAUCUUUCAGAGCCUUUAGUGAGAGCAUACACUACAGCAGCUGUCGCUCAUGGAGUAGUGGCUCAGUUAAAGAACAUAUUGGGAGUGUCUCCAAAACGAUUCACUGGUUCGUUCUCACUGAUUUAUACCCUAGUAGACGUGUGUAAGCAGCUGCCCAAUACUCAUUUGCCUACUCUGCUGGUCAGUGUUGUGUGUAUCAUAGUUCUCAUCAUUGCCAAGGAACUGAACAAUCGAUUCAGAGAGAAAUUGCCUGUGCCAGUACCAGUGGAACUCAUUGUUAUUGUGGCAGGUACACUGAUAUCAUUCCAUGCUCAUCUGAAUGGGACCUAUGAAAUUUCUGUAGUUGGAGAUAUCCCAAGUGGGCUUCAGCCUCCAACAAUGCCAAACCCCAGUAUCUUUUCUGAUGUGAUAGUGGAUGCAUUUGCCAUAGCCAUUGUGGGAUAUGCAAUUUCCAUCUCUUUAGGCAAAACCUUUGCUCUUAAGCAUGGCUACAAAGUGUGCAGCAAUCAGGAGUUGGUUGCUUUAGGUCUCAGUAAUACAGUUGGAGGCUUUUUCCAGUCUUUCUCUGUUUGUGCUUCUAUGUCUCGGAGUAUAAUCCAGGAGACUACUGGAGGCAGAACACAGAUGGCAGGUGUGUUCGCAGCUGUAAUAGUGCUGGUGACCACAUUGAAGUUAGGAACACUGUUUCAGCAGUUGCCCAAGGCAGUGCUGGCUGCCAUCGUGUUUGUGAAUCUGAAAGGCAUGUUCAAGCAGUAUGCUGAUAUUGUGACACUGUGGCGUAGAAACAAGGCUGAUCUGUUGGUAUGGUUGAUGACUUGGGUGUCUACUAUUCUCUUUAAUAUGGACAUGGGUUUGGCAGCCUCAAUUGGCUUUGCCCUGCUUACUGUUAUCUUCAGGACACAAAGGCCUCGGUACUCUGUCUUGGGUCAUCUUCCUGGUACUGAGAUUUAUUUGGACAUGGAGACACAUGAAAACGUCAGGGAGGUUCCAGGCAUCACAAUAUUCCGCUCUUCAGCCACGAUAUACUUUGCCAAUGCUGAACUGUACCUAGAAGCCCUCAAACAAAAGUGUGGCUUGGACAUUACUAAGAUGAUCACUUAUAAGCGCAGAGAAGAGGAGAAGCAGAGAAGAAGAGAGAGGAGGGCAGAAAGAAGGGCAAAGAGAACAGCCAAAAAACAGAAACAAGCUCUCAGAGCAGCAUCUCAGCGCUCCAAAGGAUGCAUCUUCUCGGUUGAAGAAGGAGCAGAACAUUUUAAAGAAAUGGGUUGCGAUAUCAUCCCAGAAGAUGAAUGGAAGGACAGGAAAAAUGACACUGUGUUAGUCAUGCCUGAGACCCCUCAUAACAGCUGGGUGUACCUGAAGGGAAUUGACCCUGAAACAACCACACUAGGGUCCAUGUCAGAUCUGCAGGAUGAGGACAUCACAACACUGGGGUCCAGCAGUGAGGAUACACUCAGCAGGGAUCUGGAAAGUGUUUCUCUAGGUUCACUGGGAAAAUGGACAUGGAAUAUCCAUUCCAUCAUUCUAGACCUUACUCCAGUUAACUUUGUUGAUACUGUGGCCAUCAAGACCCUGAGAGACAUAUUCCAUGACUUUGGAGAGAUUAAUGUCCAUAUCUACAUUGCAGGCUGUCAAGUUCCAGUCGUGGAGCAGUUGGAGCAAGGUGGCUUUUUUACUGCCAUUUCCAAAGAGCAUCUCUUUACUACAGUGCACGAUGCAGUGAUAUACUGCCUCAAACACCAUGGUGCAGCAACUCUGCCAGGCUACGACACAGCACUGUGUAUGAGCAACACCAGACUCUGAGAUAUUAACUACAGUGAAUUACAUCUGCAGCAAUCUGUUUCUGCUGCUCACUCUCAUACUCACACACAGACACAGACACAGACACAGACACACACCCACACACACACACACACACACACAAAGUGGUGCUACCACUAUGAACUUUAUACCUGCAUGUUUUUCUGCUUUGUGUACUUGUCAAAUACAUGUGUAUGGAUAACUAGGUCUUAGAUUUUUUUAGCAUGUUAAUAAUGCAUAACAUUAACUUAUUAGAAAAGGCACAUCAUUUUUCAUUUAUAUUUAUCUUUAUUAUUUCAAAAAUUAACAUCAUAUAUGAUUAAAUAAAAUGACUGACUGCUUACAUUUAGUGACUUCUGAAAACAUUGCAGCGAUGCUAUAAUUACAAUAAAUAACACGUGAAUAGAGCUGGCCUUGGAUGCAAGUGAAAUAAACUUCAAGGCUGAUUAAAUAAAUAAGAAUAAAUAAUCACAACCCCUGUACAGUGUAUGAGUUUGUUCAAGCAUUAGUUUAGACAUGCGUUGAUCAAACAGAUGUAAGAUGCAGAUCAUGUCAGCUGAGAUGUAGUGUUGGACCACACAUAUUAUCACACAUCUUAGGUAACAAGUUUAAACUGAAUAAUCGACUCAAAACAUAAAACUAAUGCCAACUGAGGCUAAUGACAUCUGUUUUCUCAACUGGAUGUAAAAGCAAAUAUGUACUGAAUCCCUUUUAUCCAGUGAAAACUCAAGUGAACAUUCUUUCACACUCCUUAGGAGGUAUUGUAGUGCAUAAAUAUGUAAACAAAUAUUAUAAAAUAUGGCUGCAUUCCAAUAAAUAAAUUAACAAAUAAAUAAAUAAUGGUGCUUUCAGUGUUCUACAGCAUUGGUUCUCAAUUUUUUUUGCAGCCAGGAGUUCCUUUAUCUGUAAAAUAAAUUUAGUGGACCCCUUAGUCCAGAUUUAUUAUGUGCAAUUAUACUUUGUCUACUUAUUAAUGCCUUAGAGCUUCUUAUUUGUGAUUUUUACACCAAAAAGGACUUGGGUUCCUAAAGUUAUUGAGGUCUGGAAAAAAAAAAAGCCAUUCAAUAACAAAUUCCCAGCUUUCCUGAAGUAAAAAACAAACAAACAAACAAACAAACAAAAAUUCACUGUCUUGAUAUGCUUUACAAACUCUUUUUUUUUUUCUUGAGAACCAUGUUCUAAAAAAACGUAACAGUAACGAAACAUCAUCUUGCCUUUCAUUGCAUAAAUAUCAAGGCUCUUGUCCCUGAAUUCAAUCUAAUGUCUAUGGUGCCUGUCUGGACCUUGGGAACUGUUAGGUAAAGCUUGACUCAGUUCUGAAUGUGGGACACAGGAUGUUAACCUCAUGCUAGUAAAUGACUCUGUUUGUAUAAAACGUAAGAACAUGUGUGUCUCUGGAUGUGUGCUAGUGUGAGUGUGUACAUGCAUUUUAUUUGCUGUGCGCUGCUAUAAAUGGUAUCUGUUUGGAAAUCGUAUACAUAAGGGUGGGCACCUUACUAAAACUUGAUUUUUGGUUCAGUUUUGUUGACUUUAUCCCUGAGCAAAGGGAAUUUUAAGGCCGACUGUAUUUUCUACAGUAAAUUUUAAAUAGAUUGUAAAACCUACCUAGGUUUUAGAUUUCUUAGAAAUCUAAGAAAUCACAAAAAUAAAUUGGACAAUCUACUCAGCGAUAUAAACAUGCUGCUCUGGUUACACUGAAGUACAGUGGCUUUUGACUAUAGACCAUGGUGGGGCAGGAUGACAUUAAACCUGUAAUAGUUAGUAUUAGAGUUGACAAGACUUCGAUAGACAUUCAAUGAGUAAACAUACACAUCUUGGAGUGCCCUAAGAGCUACCACCCCAGCACCCUUACAGACAAACAGCAAAAAGAAAUACAAUAAAAAGAAGGAAAGAAAGAAAUAAUAAUGCGUAUUAAUAAUAGCGUAUGUUUACAAAAAAAAAAAAAAAGAAGCAUUUUAAAAGACAUUCACAACCUAGUAUUACAAAGUUAGCUAUAUUAAUAUGUAGACUAAACUCGUUAAUCACAUCCUUUCAAAUCAGGGGAAAUCUAUUAGUCUUCAGUGUAUUACAUAAAAAAAAAAAAAUCUUGGCCUUGAUAACUCUAACCCAAUACUCUUUUUGGGGACUGUAUCUACCCAUUUCCUCAAUAUCAUAGAUUGUUUAAAAUAUUUAAUUACUAUUUCAUAAGAAUUUUAAAUGUAUGAUUUUGUGAAUUGCAACUACAGUGGAACCCCGUUGUACGAGCAACCUAUAGUACGAGCAAACGGAGAUACGAGCAACCUCGCUCGCAUAAUUUUACCGUUUCAUGAGCAAAUUUCGAAAGCACGAGCAAACCCACGCUGCCGGUUUCCCGUUUCGGCGGAGGGCCACAUCAGUCGCUUAGUUGAUGACGUAUCACUCGGUCGCUCUCAUUGUUCAGUGCAGCAAAAACGUAACUGUGGCAGCGGGGGCGUGGCUGAGCGCGGUUUGUGAAUAGAGGGCAGGUCCGGGAGCAGAUAGGCAGGGGAUUCACCUGAAGUUAAUGUGACCUAAUGAUUGUUCUCUCUUUUCAAGUCAUCGGAGGGUGCAUUUAAGGAGGAGAGCGUGUGUGUGUGUGCGCGCCUAAGAC
Molecule: messenger RNA, 5248 nt
Organism: Silurus meridionalis
Lineage: Eukaryota; Metazoa; Chordata; Actinopteri; Siluriformes; Siluridae
Gene: slc26a6l1
Product: solute carrier family 26 member 6, like
Exons: 19
Coding region: 235-2643 (802 amino acids)
Biological process (GO): transmembrane transport
Cellular component (GO): membrane
Molecular function (GO): chloride transmembrane transporter activity; oxalate transmembrane transporter activity; secondary active sulfate transmembrane transporter activity
Source: RefSeq, a predicted model, not a curated record